AUGGCUCCCCCAAAUGGCUCGACAAUAACAAAUCUAAGCGGCACUUGGGUAAUGGACAAAACCCUAUCGACCAACCUUGAUGCAGUUUUCAAAUUGCAAGGAAUAAGCUGGAUACUAAGGAAGACGAUAUCCGCAUCAUCCUCUACCCUGAAGAUCACGCAGGGCUCGGAUGAAGACGGCGAGUGGAUGACGCUGGAGCCUGCACUAGCUGGAGGACUACAAGGCACGCCAGAGAAACGCCAGUUAACCUGGGCUGAGUUUGAGCACAACGACACCCUCUUUGGCCGUGUCAUCAUUCGGAGUCACUACAUUGCGGGGCAGAGGAUUGCGGAUGGCCGAGUCCGACCUCUUGUGGAACCUUUUACGAAGGUUGUUGUCAAACCAGAAGCCGGGUCUAUCUUGGCGGAGGCAGUCAUGCUGGCACCGGAAACUGCAGGCGCAGAGCAGGAGAAGACGGAUAAAGCUUUCAUUCACGAUUCCAUCCGCAGCAUGUACCAUGAGUGGACAGCGGAGCAGAUCUGGGCAGUGGAAAUCGUAGGCGAGGAAACGCUUUUGACACGUAGGGUUGUGGUCUGGAAAGGCUCCUAUGCUGAGUCGGCUCAUAUUUUCUACAGACUUGCAUGA
This is a messenger RNA of Aspergillus pseudonomiae, 624 nucleotides long. RefSeq lists its product as uncharacterized. The coding region runs from base 1 to 624 and encodes 207 amino acids. Lineage: Eukaryota; Fungi; Ascomycota; Eurotiomycetes; Eurotiales; Aspergillaceae. The record is from RefSeq and is a predicted model, not a curated record. The transcript is spliced from 4 exons.